Messenger RNA from Camelina sativa (false flax), 903 nucleotides. RefSeq names its product succinate dehydrogenase assembly factor 1, mitochondrial. Gene Ontology annotation, biological process: mitochondrial respiratory chain complex II assembly. Lineage: Eukaryota; Viridiplantae; Streptophyta; Magnoliopsida; Brassicales; Brassicaceae. The record is from RefSeq and is a predicted model, not a curated record. Gene Ontology annotation, cellular component: mitochondrion.
AAAAUGGGAGCUUCGAAACUUUCCGGGAUGCAGAAGCAAGUCCUGAGUCUCUACAGAGGAUUUCUAAGAGCAGCUCGUUCUAAGCCAACAGAAGACAGGAAGAGAAUUGAGAUGAUCGUGUCAACAGAGUUCCGCCACAACUCUAAAGAGGUCGACCGUAAGAAUUUCCAGUACAUCGAGUAUUUGCUUCGGUUAGGUACUAAACAGCUCGAUCAACUCAAAAGCCCUGACAUAGUUAGCCUCUCCUCCGUGAAGGUCGUUGCUUCUAAAACCUGAUAUUUUGCUUUUAGCCUUAAGGCUCUAGUGAUUUAUAGAUGACAACGAGAAGGAAAUCGAUUUGUUUUCCUCGAAUUUUUAACAUUGGUUUUAUAUAUGUAUGAGUAUGAUGAUGCAUGAACUGCCAUGGGUGUUCAAGAGCCAUUAUAAAAUAAAAUGAAUUGUGAUCACUUGGUAUAUAUAUCUAUACACAAAAGUUAUGUGCAUCUACUAAUACUCCUCUCCUCAAGUUAAGAGUAUGGAGAGAUUUGUAUCCGAUUAUUUCUUUGUAAGAAUACAAUACCAGUCGAUAAUGUAGUGGUUGACACUUGUUUUGUCAAUGCUCUUGCUUUACUUGAUUGUGUGAUACAGUUUCUGCCUAAAUAGUUAGGGCGUUAUAGGUGGUCUGACAUCUGUGAUCUCAUUCGUUUUGUCUAUUUGCUACUGGCUAGUGUGUAUAAUACUAUGCAUUGGAUGUAGUUUAUGAUAAAAGGCAAUUUUAAAUUAUCAAUGUGUUGCACAUGAUCAUAAAAAAAGAAAAGAAGAAAAGAGGACAAGACCCAAUCCACAAUUACACAAAGGGGGGAAAAAAAAAGAGACCCAAAGGAGACAAUAGGAGUAAAACAGCAAUUUAGUAAGUAGGAGAGA